AUGGGACAUCAACCGGCGUUUAAUGAGCGACUCAUCGAAGAGGUAAAAAAGCAUCCCUCUCUGUACAAUCAAACGAAACGCAGUUUCACCGAUACGAUGGAGAGAAUGAAAAUGUGGGAGCUAAUCGCACAAGAGAUCGAUCCAAAAGUAUCAGGUGAAUUCGCGAAAAAGCGUUGGCUUCAGUUGAGAGAUCGAUACAGGAAAGAGCUCAAGGUAGCAAUUCGACAAAACUUUUCCGUGCCUCAGCGUUGGUGUUACUUCUCACAUCUCUCAUGGCUUGAUCCUUAUCUAAAAGACAAUUUAGCGAUUCCGCUGUCCACUAGUGAUCGUGCUAGAAGUGUUUCCGUUGAUGGAACACUCUCCUCUCCAUCCUCGCAUUUCCCACAAUCGAUUUUAUUCGACUCGUUUCUUAAACGAGAGCAACCAGAGCUAGAUGAUGGUUUCGACGAGCCACACUUUGACGAUGAGUUCCUUCGAGUGAACGUUUCAUCAGCAUUGGAAAGAGUGCUCGCAGCCACUCUACCACAAAGCCAUCAAUCCACUCAUUCAUCGACCUCUUGCACUCAAUCCACAUCCAGAGACUCAUCGCCAAAGUCCGAUCAUUUCCACCUGGAAAACACUGAAGACGGUCCAUCGAUGCGGGUGAAUGGCCGAGAAGUGAACGAGGGAAAUUUGGGGGAAAUCGGGAAACAACUUGUGAAUUCAAAUCCGUCAAUAAACGAUUGGGUGAACGACGAGGAGAUGCUGUUUGCGAGGAUUGUCGGGCUCAAGUUAAGAAAAAUGAGUGCAAGGCAGAGGAAAAGGGUCAAAUCCGACAUCAUCACCCUGUUAGACGAGUCCGAAAACGAAGAUGACGAUGAUCUACUCAAAUUCACCCCGAAAUCGAUUCGAUUAAGU
This is a messenger RNA of Mesorhabditis belari, 897 nucleotides long. Lineage: Eukaryota; Metazoa; Nematoda; Chromadorea; Rhabditida; Rhabditidae. The record is from the annotation of a GenBank genome assembly.